AGAGCGCGCAGCUCGUGCCAGCAGCUGCAAACCAAUGAGCCGCAAUCGAGACACCUCAUGUCGGACAGUACACGGGGUUUAUCCCAACUUUAACACGCGGAUACGGAUCUGACCAAAAGGGUUGUAGAUAUAGAGGAAAAAGGACAGGACAGGACGUCUUUCAAAAUCUGAAGUGCCCCGGUGCCAGCAGUAUAGGUCAGCCCAACCGGAACACCGCAGAACAAUAGAGACCCAACCCAUAGAAUGUCCUAGAGACGGCUAUCAAAAAGCAAAUAAUCAAGCUCAUUAGCUGCCUUCCUCCAAGACAACAUCCCUGAAAGGAUUAACAGAAAAAGGAAGUUAGAAGGAGUGAAACAAGAGUGGGGAAAAGGAGAAACUUUUUCAGAGUGAAUGCUGACUGCCAUUUCUGCUGCUUUGUGGUGAGGAGAAUAUCUCAUUUGGGAGUGAUUUUGGAUUGUGGGAAAAGGAUUAACCUAUGCCCUGCCCGUUUAUUCAAAUGCCUCUAUAAAUGAAUAAAUAUUCCAUGGAGAUAUUGAUUUGUCCCUUUUCUAAAAGUGUCUAACAAAGAGACAAAUUAUAGCAAAGCCCAGCAGCCAACUCUCUCACUGAAACUUCUCAGACUGAUACCUCAAUCUUGGAAUGCCUCAAAAACUAUAAAUGGAUCCCUAAAAGUCCCCAACGUCUAUAUCCUGCGAGUAUUCUGAGAUAAAUCAGAACUUGAAGCUGUAUAAGACUAGUAAUUUCCCAAAGGAUUGCUUUCACCAAGGCCUCUCUUGUAUUUUGUUGUUGGCCAAGGAAACUGCUGCCAUUCUGUUUGGAUGCAUUUUCCCAGAAUUCCAAAAUGAAGCCAUUAACCCCAAUUGGUUCACCCUCUCCACUGCGGCUCCUCAACAAGGGGCCAGAUUACCUGCGUAGGCAAAUGGAUGCAGGAAGCAGGGGUCACUCCAUCAGUGCAGUGGAGCGUCUUGAAGCCGACAAGGCGAAAUAUGUCAAGAGUCAACAGGUCAUCAAUACCAAGCAAGAGCCCGUGUUGGUGCCCUGUGCCACCCCUCCACCCUUGCCCCGUCGUAACUUCACAGUGUCUAGUCCCUCAACUCCCGUUCUACCUCACCGAAGACCCUCUGUCCCUUUCUCUUCACUGGUUUUCUCAAAAGAGGAGAAUGAGGAUGACUCCAAGAAGGAGAACUGUCAAAACGUGACUGUUGUAGAAACACACAAUCGCAAUAAUGCAACUAAGCCGCCCGCACCGUCCCAUAGAACCCCAACCACUACGCCAUUAGUCGCCCCACACAGUGCGCCAAUAAUGCGUAGGAGCAAUGGCAAACGCAUGCUGCGUCCAGACUCCCUGGUCAUAUAUAGACAGAAAAAAGAAUGCAAGAGUCCCAGCAGUUGUGGCAGAAAUGUCAACAUGGAGGCCAAGGGCUACAGUUUUGUAAGAAGACUCUUCCAAAGUUCUAUGCGUGAGAAGAGCAAUGGGAGUGACUCAGCUCACAAAAUGGUGAUAAAUGAGGAAAAGGGGUCCUCCUCUCGAGAUGGGGACUCUCGAAUGUCCUGGUCCAAUGACAAAGACACUGUUGAUGGGGGAAAUGGGACCAGGAGAUCGAGUAGGUCUGAACGCGAGGACUCAAUGGCGGAGCCUCACAAUGACAACACUGGAUUUGUGGAGAAGCAAUCGAAGAACAGUAUGAUGAACUGUGUACGAAACAGUGUGGGUAACUGUAAUAAUAAUGAUAUGGACCCAUGGAAGCCUGUUCUACCUCGAAUGCGGUCCGAUUUGAAACAUUCCAAGUCAGACGUACAACUUCGCUGCUCGCUAGCAAUGUCCGAGCAAGAGCGGUUCUUCGGCUUCUGUGGAUUGGACCUUGAUAUGGUGGAAAGGCUUGGACCAGAGAAAUUUCUAGCAGGUACCAGUUCAGUUGACACACUCUCACUUCUAUUGAGGAGCGUUGGAGGUGGAGGAGGCUCGGAGCCCAGUGAGUUUUCUCGACACUCCGGUGAAGGGCUGUUCCAGGAGGAGCUAACAGAGCAGAUCCCGACAGGUGUGUCCAUUAUCGAGAGAAAUGCGCGUGUUAUUAAGUGGCUCUAUGGUUGCAGGAAUGCAGCCCAGGAAGGCCCCAAAGAGUCCACUGUUUGAUUACCCUGGUAACAAAAACAAAGCAAGACUUUUAUUUUGGACUAUUGCCUGGAGCAGUGUUCCAAUACGACACUCAUGACAGAUUAUGUUGUAUUUAUUUAAUGUGGAAGAUUUGUAGUUAAGAGAUUUAUUCAGCUUUUCACAGCCAGCACAAGCUAAUUUUCUCCCGUUUAAGGUGAAGUGUGUAAAUCCAAACAGAAUUGCAAAAAUUAUUUCCUAAACACGCCACCUACUACCAUUGGCCAAACAGAUAGCCAGCCCCAAACUCACUCUAUUGGUUGAGCCAAUCUUGCGGUGUCGGGCUGGUCAAGAUGCUCAAACAAACUUUUGAAAACAAAAUGCUUUUUUAUAGCGCCAUAGAGUCACAGUGUCAACAGUUUUCAGGGGAGUCAACCUACUAGCAUACUUAAUAGUGUCUUAAAAAAUUACACACUUCACAGAUCAGUCAUAGAUAAAGCUUCAUUACAUACACUGUCUUUGUAGUGAUGUAAUUUCCUGUUUUCAGUAUAUAGAAAAACACAUAUAAGACCGUCCUAUUACUUUUGUUCAGAAACAUGUGUUAUUUACUAAACACAACUUAAGAACAUCUCAGUCGAUGAAUAAUUUAAACCUGAAAACCACUAAGCUUUUCUGUGGGGCUGCAAAACUGAUGCAUAAGUACUAAAUGAACCAUGUGUACCUCAUUUCCCGACUGUCCCAGUUUAGUUUGUGUGUUGGCUUUUUUUCCUUAAACGCGGGCGUUGGAACAAACACACAAAGCACCCCUGUGGGGAUAUUAAUGCACUGAAUUGAAAAAAGAAAGAGAGAUGGAAAGAGAGAGAGAGAGCGCGCUGUAUACUGUACAAAACACUAACACUGAGUGAAUGCAAAUGAGUAUGCAUGGGGUUAAGAGCAACCUAAAGGACUUUAAUUUGAUUUGUCUUAAGCCAAAGAUAUGACUGUAUACUGCUGUACACUGGCUCUGUUCCAAACCUCAGUGAGCUGUCUCACUGUUUACUGUCUAUAGACAGCUGUAUGCUAAAGCAGCAUCCUAACUGAAAUGGACCAUCAGUAGGAUGUCAAUUGAAACACUCUACUGUACAUAGGCAGCAAGAAACUGUUAUUAAUCACUCAGGAACGCCACACUAGAGACUAGAUACAAAAGAGUCUGACAUUAGCUUAGCUUAGCAACAUUAGCAUGUUGCUAAGCUAACAACUUGAGAGUCUAAUAAAAGCAAAGAAAUAAGUGACUCACAAAUACUGGGUGAAAUAGUCUGCUGUUAAUUAGAUGGGCUUAUUUUUCACUAAUACUUUCCAGUUCUGAGUAAGCUAUAUCUUUAAAUCUUGGAUUGCAUUUUGUACCGAGCUAGUCAAAAUAAUUUGGGAUAGCCUUGGGCGUGAUAUUAGAUGCAAAGAUGCCUUAGAUCUUGGUCCCACAUGUGGUGUCUUCGCAACAUAACAUAACUUCACUGGCAACAGUUUAGAACAACCUUUGCGUCUAAAAAUGUCUACAUGCACCCUAGGCAGUCGGCUUAUUAGCGAUUGGAACAGAGCCACUGUUUUGUCCCUCGUGGAAAUUCUCAGUUUCAUUCCCAUAUUUAAUACCUACAUAAAUGGCCUUUAUCUUAAUUAUUGUGAUGAUAAAUAAUGGUCGUUUGCACGUUUGUCCUGAGGAAACUCCUUUGGCGACACAUUCUUCCAUAUGCACUUGAUAAUAACACUUCUGUGAUUCAUUCACCAAAUUAAUCAGCUUUGCAAAUUAGGGGACAUAAUGGCAGACAGAAACUCCCGAUGUAGGAAACGGUGAUCUGUUCCCAAACCCAAGGAGACCUUUGAGAGUUCCUCCCAAGUAAACUCAUGAAUCAGUCACUGAUUCCCUUUUGUCGUAAUGAAUCCUGCCUGAUUGGAGGUGUUAAUAAGUCUCUAUGAUCCCACUGAUAAGGAGGGAAGCAGAGGUCCAGUGUGGUAUGUGCAGGCCAGACUGAGGCUGCAGACAAAGAUGUACAAAUGCGAUACGCAAUCUUUCCAUUGGAAAUUCCUGAACCUGUUUUGUGUGUUGUGUUUUGUGUGUGUGUGGCUCAUCCCCAAUGUCAAAGAAGCGUCAAGUCUUCCUAAGCACCCGAAAUGUCUUUCUUGUAUGUUUACAAUCCUGUUAUAAAUGUUUCUAUAGAGAAGACAUUUAGAUUUCAAUCCAAAGAGAUAUUGUACAGAAAAUCCAAAUAAAGUCACA
Molecule: messenger RNA, 4343 nt
Organism: Xyrauchen texanus (razorback sucker)
Lineage: Eukaryota; Metazoa; Chordata; Actinopteri; Cypriniformes; Catostomidae
Product: protein FAM110B-like
Exons: 2
Coding region: 842-2134 (430 amino acids)
Source: RefSeq, a predicted model, not a curated record